This is a messenger RNA of Heterobasidion irregulare TC 32-1, 1132 nucleotides long. RefSeq lists its product as uncharacterized. The transcript is spliced from 2 exons. The record is from RefSeq and is a predicted model, not a curated record. NCBI's taxonomy places the organism in Eukaryota, Fungi, Basidiomycota, Agaricomycetes, Russulales, Bondarzewiaceae. Bases 115 to 1086 code for a protein of 323 amino acids.
AACAAUCAUACCUCUGCUGACCACUGCGUUUCCGUGUCGUUGUCCUCGACAACGUCAGAGGGCACCGUAGCACCUCUAAUCAUUGAGGAAAAGGCGGAGUUGGGAAAGACAGCCAUGGAUCCUGCGGUACAGGUUAAGCUCUCUUACCUGCAUUAUUGGAUGGACUCAUCGCGCCGUAAACUUGUUGAGGCGAGUUGUUGCCCGAGCAUCCUGGUUGCGAUCGCGGGUCCUCACAUGUGCAUCAUGGGGGCCAUGUUGCUUGACAAGGUAGUCGUGCAACAUUUCACAGGCUGGAUGCACAUCGCCGAGGAUAGUGCGGGCGGUGAGGAUGAUCACAACAAUCUAGGCCACCUCUGUGUAGAGAGGUUGGCCCAGGUGUUUGUCUCCCUGCGCCAUGCCGUUGAGGCACUCACCAAUUGGUACCAGACGAACGUCAGUCUAGGAAUCCCAUCCUUUACUCGAUUUUUCCCUUGGAUCAACUGUUUUGAACAUGAGGGCAAGGUGACCCAGUUUGUGUACCUCAGGGGACUUCAAGCCCAUGCGGGAUGCAAGACGUUCCUUGUGCAGAAAACAGAUGUAGGGCAGCUAAGCGAGUUGCUUGUGGUGAAGUUCGUGCCUGCCUAUGGCGACGAAGUGCAUCGGUUCAUGGCAUCGCGCGGGCUGGCACCUAACCUGCAUCAUUGUGCUCCGCUGGCGGACAUGUUUCCGGGCCACCAUUUCAAGGGGAUGGUGAUAGUAGCAAUGGAUGCAGUCAGUGGGAAGAACCUUGAAGACGAGUAUGGGGGCUCUGUAGUGCCCAAGGAAGUUGCCGACAAGAUUGUGGCCGUCUUGAGGACAUUGUGGGAUGCAGGAUGGGUGCACGGUGACAUCCGGGCACCAAACUUGAUAAUCGACGACAGCGGGUCGGUGAAGCUGAUCGACUAUGAUUGGGCUGGUGCGGAAGGAAAGGUUAAAUACCCGCGUCGGAUUUCCAUCGACCUAUUCACGGAUGUGGUUGGCGUGGUCGGUGAAGCCAAGAUUAUUAGGAAACAUGACGAGGAAAUGGUUGGCAAACUCUUCGAAUUCUCAGCUCCAGACUCACAGUAGAUAGUUGUACAUCAAUAAGUGGAAACAUGGCUGUCUUGUCUAUACC